AUGAUAAAACAUACCCCGUGCUUCCCCACAUGGUUGUGCCUCCUUGUAGGAGGGAAUGAGCGGGUCAGCUCGUGGGGGAACGACAGAUCCGGGCUCCCUUUUGCCAACGCCCGGUUUGUGGAUGCGGUGAAGGCAUCAUUUCGGGAUUACGCUGUUGGGCGCAGGCUGGCCCUAAAGACGUACCACAUAGCCUGGUCACUCAUGGUGGCGUUCCGGGGGACGGCUCAGGCUGAUAACGAGGAGGAGGAGGAGGAGGAGGAGGAGGAGCAAGAGGAUUUCAGUGAGAAGGAGGAGGAGGAGGAGGAGGAGCAAGAGGAGGAGGAGCAAGAGGAGGAAGAGGAGGAAGAGGAGGAGGAGGAUGAGGAUGAGGAGGAUGAGGAGGAGGAUGAAGAGGAGGAAGAGGAAGAGGAGGAUGAUGAGCAGGGGGGGAAGGAGUUGAGAGGGAGCAGAAGGCACAAGAGAGGCAAAAACAUGGGUGGCAGGAGGGGAAAGUGA
Closterium sp. NIES-65 is the source of this 495-nucleotide messenger RNA. The record is from the annotation of a GenBank genome assembly. NCBI's taxonomy places the organism in Eukaryota, Viridiplantae, Streptophyta, Zygnematophyceae, Desmidiales, Closteriaceae.